UUUUCUUUCCUGUUUUCCUCUUUUUCCAGGUUGGAAAGUUGGAAGGGACGUUAAGCGGAAAAGGAUUGGCAAGUGACAAGAAGGGAAUUCCUGGGGCGGCUCCUGCCUGGACUUAAGUCCGAACAAGAUGGAGAAGGACGAGGAAGGGCCUCGGGAGAUCCUGCUCCCGGACUGGCAAGGCAGCGGCUCCCACGGCAUCACCCUCGACCAGACUGAGGAAGGCGUCUUCGUCAAGCAGCUCCACGAAGAUUCGCCCAUCGCCAAGACCGGCGUCGUCAAGGAAGGGGAUCAGAUUGUGAGCGCCACCAUCUACUUUGACAACCUCCAGUCUGGGGAGGUGAAUGAGCUCCUGCGCAACGUGGGUCACCACACGGUCGGCCUCCGGGUCCAGAGGAAGGGGGACCGCUCUCCGCUGCCGGGACAGACUUGGUCGCACGACGUCUUUGUCCCCCAGACGCCCGAAGUGGUUCUGAGCGGAGAUGACGAAGAGUACCGGCGGAUUUACACGACUAAGAUUAAGCCCCGGCUCAAGUCGGAGGACGGCGUGGAAGCGGAGGCGGCGGGGGGCACCCAGAGCCGAACCAUCACCGUCACCAAGCGCGUCACGGCAUAUACUGUCGACGUCGGUGGCCGCGAAGGCGCCAGAGACCUCGACAUCACCAGCCCAGAGUUUAAGAUCAAGGUCCCGAAACACGAACUCACUCACGUCUCCAAAGCCGAGUUUGAAACCGAGUCAGGGAAAACAACGAUGACGACGACGACAACCACCAUAAAGAUCCCACAGGUUGAUUUGUCCGGCCGAACCGUCCAAGGGAGACCCUCGGAGGUCACGUUUGGUGGACCAAACGUCGAAUCGCCCUCUCGAAGGUUGGAGUUUGGCGUUCCCGAUGUCCACAUGGAACAGCAGAAGGUCCAGAUCUCAGGGCCUCAAAUCUCUGGGGUUGACCUCAAACCUGGCCUGACCAUCACAAGCCCAGAAAUCAAUGGCAAGAUGAGUGGUGUAUCUGAUAUAGACUUGAAAGCAGGGGUUCAAGGAGGUAACCUGCCCCAUGUCGACCUCGCCGGACCCAAAGUCCAAGGCGGGUGGGAGGCGGGUUUGUCCCCAACGCACCUCAAGGGUCCUUCAGUUGGCAUCUCAGGUCCCCAAAUGCAAAUCAGCGGAAUGAAAGCUCCAGAUAGUCCAGGAGGCCUCUCGUUUCCUGCCAUGAAGAUGCCCAAAUUUGGGAUCGGGUCCUCACUUUCGGAUGUUGAGGUUCCUCAACCCUCUGUGAUGGUCAAAGGUCCCGAAGGAUCCUUCAAAGGCCCCAAAUACACAUUGGAAGGUCCUGGAGACGUCCACCUGGAAGGUGGUGUGAAGGUGACCUCCCCAACGUUGGAAGGUCCCAAGGUGGACCUCAAAGGGCCCAAAGUGGAUUUUGUGGAGCAAGAACAAGGAGAGGGGAAAAUCAAAUUGCCCCACAUGAAGCUUCCAAAGUUUUCUGCGUCAGGUCCCGCCAUCGACGUGAGUGCUCCAAAAGGCGGGAUUGAGAUCUCGGGACCACGGAUGGACACCCGAGCCCCAGAUGUGGCUCUUGAGGCCCAUGUCAAAGGACCCCAAUUCGGCCAUCCCGAAGUGGUCAGUCAGAUCCCCGGCAUCUCAAUGUCGGACGUUGACUUGAACCUCAAGGGCCCUAAAGGAGCCGUGAAAGGACCCGAUGUGGGCAUUAAAGGUCCCAAAAUGGGCUUCAGAGGUCCAGAAGUCUCCAUGCCAUCCUUGGAAACAUCUCCCAUAAAAGUUGCCGUGCCAGAUGUGGACUUGAAAGCACCAUCGCUGAAGGGUGAUGUGGAUAUUUCCGUGCCAAGGCUAGAAGGUGGACUCAAGGGCCCUCAAGUUGGUGUUAAAGGUCCUCAGUUAGACAUAACCACACCUGAUGUUGGCAUCAAAGGUCCAAGUGGACAACUGAAAGGUCUUCACGUCAAGACCCCACAAAUCACAAUCCCAGACAUCGACCUCGAUGUGAAGGCUCCUAAAGUCAAAGGGGAUUGGGGUGUUUCGGUCCCCAAAGUGGAAGGAGGGGUCAAGGGCCCAGUUGUUGACAUCAAGGGCCCCAACGUAGACUUUGGAGCACCAGGUGUAGAUCUUCACGGACCUGAGCUCAAGAUGCCCAAAAUGAAACUGCCCAAAUUCGGCAUCAAAGGGGAAGUCCCCGAUGUUGACGUGAGUCUUCCGAAAGGUAGUGUCGACAUUUCCGGUCCCAGAGUUGACGUUGAAGCUCCUUCUUUUGGUAUCAAAGGGCCAGCAGGACACCUCAGAGGCCCCCAAGUCACGAUGCCCGAAAUGCACGUCAAGACCCCUCACAUUACCAUACCGGACAUUGACCUGAACUUGCAAGGCCCUAAUCUCAAAGGAGAUGUGGAUGUUUCCCUUCCAAAGUUUGAAGGAGGCCUCAAGGGCCCCGCUGUUGACCUCAAGGGCCCUGAAGUGGACCUCGGAGCACCCAACGUUGAGUUCCAUGGACCUGACUUCAAGAUGCCCAAACUGAAGAUGCCCAAAUUCGGCAUGCCGGGCUUCAAAGCAGAGGCUCCUGAUGUUGAGGUUGAUCUUCCAAAAGGCAGUGUUGAUAUCUCAAGUCCAAAAGUAGCCGUUGAAGGACCUGGAUUGGACUUUGAAGGACCCAAAAUCUCAGCCCCAGAUGUGGACUUUGGUCUGAAAGGGCCGAAGUUCAAGGGCGAUGUGGAUUUUUCUGUGCCAAAGCUAGAAGGUGGGCUCAAGGGGCCCCAUGUCGGUAUUAAAGGCCCUCAGCUGGACGUAGACGCACCCAAUAUUGGCAUCAAAGGUCCAAGUGGACAACUGAAAGGUCCUCAUGUCAAGAUGCCACAAAUCUCAAUCCCAGACAUCGACCUCAACUUGAAGGGCCCUAAAAUCAAAGGGGAUGUGGAUGUUUCUAUUCCAAAAGGAGGACUCGAGGGCCCCGCCAUUGACAUCAAGGGCCCCAAGCUAGAUGUUGGCGCACCAGAUGUAGGCCUUCACGGACCUGAGCUCAAGAUGCCCAAAAUGAAAUUGCCCAAAUUUGGCAUCAAAGGUGAAGUCCCCGAUGUUGACGUGAGUCUUCCGAAAGGCAGCGUCGACAUUUCUGGCCCCAAAGUUGACGUCGAAGCUCCUGCUUUUGGUAUCAAAGGGCCAGCAGGACAUCUCAGAGGUCCCCAAGUCACGAUGCCCGAAAUGCACGUCAAGACCCCUCACAUUACCAUACCGGACAUUGACCUGAACUUGCAAGGCCCAAACCUGAAAGGAGAUGUGGAUGUUUCCCUUCCAAAAGUGGGAGGAGGACUCAAGGGCCCCUCCGUUGACCUCAAGGGCCCUCAAAUGGACUUUGCUGCCCCCAAUGUUGAGUUCCACGGACCCGAAAUCAAGAUGCCCAAGAUGAAGAUGCCCAAAUUUGGCAUCAAAGGCGAAGUCCCUGAUGUAGACGUCAGUCUCCCGAAAGGCGGCCUUGAUAUUUCUACUCCCAGAGUUGAUAUUGAAGGACCUGAGUUGGGUUUUGAAGGACCAGAAGGCAAGAUCAAAGGCCACCGGUUCAAGAUGCCCGAAAUGCCCAAGAUUUCCAUGCCAGACAUUGACUUGAACCUGAAAGGUCCUAGAGCGAAAGGAGGCCUCGAUGUUUCCAUGCCCAAAGUCGAAGGUGGCUUGAAAGGUCCUAGAAUUGAUCUUGAAGGACCACAAUUGGACGUCAACGUGCCAGAUGUUGAACUUCAUGGUCCUGAAGGAAAACUGAAGAUGCCCAAGAUGAAGAUGCCCACAUUUGGCUUCAAAGGAGAAGCACCGGAUGUAGAUCUCAGCCUUCCAAAAGGUGGGAUUGAUAUUUCAGGUCCUAAAGUAGACGUUGAUGCUCCACAUCUGGAAAUGGAAGGUCCUGAUGUCAACAUUAAAGGUCCCAAAUUCAAAAUGCCAGAGAUGCAUAUGAAGACUCCGAAAAUAUCCAUGCCAGACAUUGAUCUGAAUCUGAAAAGGCCCAAAGUCAAAGGAGAGGUGGAUGUUUCUGUUCCCAAACUGGAAGGUGACCUGAAAGGCCCCCAAGUUGAUAUCAAAGGGCCCAAACUAGAUGUUGACAUACCCGACGUUGAUCUUCACGGCCCAGAAGGAAAACUGAAAAUGCCCAAAUUCAAGAUGCCCAAGUUUGGAAUGCCCGGCUUCAAGGGAGAAGGUCCCGAGGUCGAUGUCAACCUCCAAAGACCCGAUGUGGAUGUUUCUCUUCCCAAAGUUGACGUUGAAGGGCCAAGUUUGGACAUCGAAGGCCCUGAAGGGAAGCUGAAGGGACCCAAGUUUAGGAUGCCCGAGAUGCACAUCAAGGCUCCCAAAAUUUCCAUGCCGGAUGUCGACUUGAACCUGAAAGGGCCAAAAUGGAAAGGAGACGUGGAUAUUUCUGGGCCAAAGAUGGAAGGGGACUUCAAAGGACCUUCUGUUGACGUUGAGGCUCCUCAACUGGAUGUCGAUGUCCCUGAGGUGGAAAUGGAAGGUCCUGAAGGCAAAAUCAAAGGCCCCAAGUUCAAGAUGCCCAAACUGAAUAUCAAGGCUCCUAAGCUCUCCAUGCCAGAUGUAGACCUGGACUUGAAGGUCCCCAAAAUGAAGGGCGAAAUGGACGUCACGGUUCCAAAGCUCGAGGGUGAAUUGAAAGGACCCAGCAUUGACGUCAAGGGUCCCAAACUUGACGUCGAUGUCCCAGACGUUGACCUCGAAGGCCCAGACGCCAAACUGAAGAUGCCCAAAAUGAAGAUGCCCAAGUUUGGAAUGCCCGGCUUCAAAGCUGAAGGUCCUGAUGUUGACGUGAGCCUCCCCAAAGGAGAGCUGGAUCUUGACAUGCCAAGUGUAGACCUUGAAGGUCCAGAAGGAAAACUCAAGGGCCCCAAGUUUAAAAUGCCAGAGAUGCAUUUCAAGACCCCCAAAAUCUCCAUGCCAGACAUAGACUUGAACCUGAAGGGACCCAAAUUCAAGGGAGAUGUUGACGUGUCCGUCCCCAAAUUGGAAGGAGACCUGAAGGGCCCCAACAUUGACAUCAAGGGACCCUCAGUUGACUUCAGUGCUCCUGAUGUGGAUCUUGGGCUGAAGAUGCCCAAGUUGAAGAUGCCACACUUUAGCGUCUCUGGGCCCAAACUUGAAGGCCCGGAUGUAGAUAUGAACCUGCCGAAAGGAGACCUUGACCUUGCUGGUCCAAAGAUCGACUUAGAAGCUCCAGACAUCGACAUUGAAGGCCCCGAAGGGAAGCUUAAAGGUUCCAGGUUCAAAAUGCCAAAACUGAACAUCAAAGCUCCAAAGAUCUCCAUGCCUGACGUUGACCUGCACCUGAAAGGCCCAGGAUCGAGAGGAGAGAUGGACGUCACUGUUCCAAAUAUCGACGCUGACCUCAAAGGUCCCAAAGUGGACCUUAAAGCCCCUGAUGUUAGCUUGGAAGGCCCUGAAGGCAAAGUGAAAGGACCCAAGUUCAAGAUGCCCCAUAUCUCCAUGCCAGACAUCGACCUGAAAGGUCCCAAAUGGAAAGGCGACGUCGAUGUCUCCCUUCCGAAAGUAGAAGGUCCAGAUGUGGACAUCAAAGGGCCCAAACUGGACAUUGAUGCCCCUGAUGUUGAGCUCCAUGGCCCCGAAGGUAAACUCAAGAUGCCCAAGUUCAAGAUGCCCAAGUUCGGGAUGCCUGGGUUCAGAGCAGAAGGCCCAGAUGUGGACGUCAGCCUCCCCAAAGCAGACCUCGACGUCUCUCUUCCAAAAGGAGAUUUUGAAGGACCAAGUUUGGACAUUGAAGGCCCCGAAGGGAAAGUGAAAGGACCCAGGUUUAAGAUGCCGGAGAUGCACAUCAAGGCUCCCAAAAUCUCCAUGCCAGACGUUGACUUCAACCUGAAAGGUCCUAAAUUGAAAGGAGAUGUGGAUGUUUCAGUUCCAAAACUUGAAGGUGACCUCAAAGGUCCAAACAUUGAUAUCAAAGGUCCUAAACUGGACAUUGAUGCGCCUGAUGUUGACAUUGAAGGCCCUGAAGGAAAGUGGAAGACUCCAAAGUUUAAGAUGCCUGAAAUGAACAUCAAAGCUCCCAAAAUCUCCAUGCCAGAUGUUGACUUCAACCUGAGAGGUCCCAAAAUCAAAGGUGAUGUUGAUGUUUCUGCCCCAAAGCUAGAAGGGCCAGACAUAGACAUCAAAGGUCCUAAGCUAGAUAUUGAUGCUCCAGAUGUUGACCUUCAUGGGCCAGAAGGGAAGCUGAAGAUGCCCAAGUUCAAGAUGCCCAAAUUUGGGAUGCCGGGCUUCAAGGCAGAAGGCCCAGAUGUGGAUGUGAGUCUCCCCAAAACGGACCUUGACGUUUCCCUUCCAAAAGUUGACGUUGAGGCACCGAGUUUAGAUGUAGAAUUACCAGAAGGAAAAGUGAAAGGUCCCAAGUUUAAGAUGCCCGACAUGCACUUCAAGACCCCCAAAAUCUCCAUGCCUGACAUUGAUCUGAAUCUGAGAGGCCCCAAAUUAAAGGGAGAUGUUGACGUUUCAGUUCCAAAGCUGGAAGGUGACCUCAAAGGCCCAGAUAUUGAUAUCAAGGGCCCUAAACUGGACAUUGAUGCCCCUGAUGUAGAAAUUGAAGGUCCCGAUGGAAAGUGGAAGGGUCCCAAGUUCAAGAUGCCUGACAUGCACUUCAAGACCCCCAAUAUCUCCAUGCCAGACUUUGACUUGAACCUGAAGGGGCCCAAAUUGAAGGGAGAUGUGGAUGUUUCUGUGCCAAAAUUGGAAGGUCCCGAUAUUGACAUCCAAGGACCAAAGCUAGAUGUAGAUGUUCCCGAUGUCGAGCUUGAAGGUCCAGAAGGAAAGUUGAGAGGUCCUAAAUUCAAGAUGCCAGAUAUGCACUUCAAGGCACCCAAGAUUUCCAUGCCUGACGUGGACUUCAACCUCAGAGGUCCCAAAAUGAAGGGAGAUCUAGAUGUUUCUGCUCCUAAGCUUGAAGGAGAUUUGAAAGGACCGGAAAUUGACAUCAGAGGUCCCAAACUCGAUAUCGAUGCUCCAGAUGUUGACCUCCAUGGGCCAGAAGGGAAACUGAAGAUGCCCAAGUUCAAGAUGCCCAAAUUUGGAAUGCCCAGCUUUAAGGGAGAAGGCCCAGAUGUAGAUCUGAGUCUCCCCAAAGCAGACGUUGACGUUUCCCUUCCAAAAGUAGACCUUGAAGGACCAAGCUUGGAUGUUGAAGGUCCAGAAGGAAAGCUGAAAGGACCUAAGUUCAAGAUGCCUGACAUGCACUUCAAGACUCCCAAAAUCUCCAUGCCAGAUGUUGACUUCAACCUGAAAGGCCCCAAGUUGAAAGGAGAUGUUGAUAUCUCCGUUCCGAAGGUGGAAGGAGAUCUGAAAGGACCAGACUUUGACAUUAAAGGUCCCAAACUGGAUGUUGACGUUCCCGACAUCGAUUUGGAAGGACCUGAAGGAAAGUUGAGAGGUCCCAAAUUCAAGAUGCCUGACAUGCACUUCAAGACCCCCAAGAUCUCCAUGCCGGACUUUGACUUGAACCUGAAAGGACCCAAAGUGAAAGGAGAUGUGGAUGUUUCCGUGCCUAAGUUGGAAGGUGAUUUCAAAGGUCCUGAUUUUGACAUUAAAGGACCGAAGCUAGAUGUAGAUGUUCCCGAUGUUGAGCUUGAAGGUCCAGAAGGAAAGUUGAGAGGCCCUAAAUUUAAGAUGCCUGAACUGAACAUUAAGGCCCCAAAGAUCUCCAUGCCUGAUGUAGACUUCAACCUCARAGGUCCCAAACUGAAGGGWGAUYUAGAUGUGUCUGCUCCRAAGUUAGAAGGAGAUCUGAAAGGACCRGAWUUWGACAUCAAAGGUCCCAAACUYGAUAUUGAUGCUCCAGAUGUUGACCUUCAYGGRCCAGAAGGAAAACUCAAGAUGCCCAAGUUCAAGAUGCCCAAAUUUGGAAUGCCGAGUUUYAAGGCRGAAGGCCCAGAUGUGGAYGUGARUCUCCCCAAAGCAGACCUUGACGUUUCCCUUCCAAAAGUGGACCUUGAAGGACCAAGCUUGGAUGUUGAGGGUCCAGAAGGAAARYUGAAAGGACCKAAGUUCAAGAUGCCUGACAUGCACUUCAAGACCCCCAAAAUCUCCAUGCCUGACAUUGAUUUGAAUCUGAAAGGCCCCAAACUAAAGGGAGAUGUUGACGUUUCGGUUCCAAAGCUGGAAGGUGACCUCAAAGGCMCAGAYUUUGAUAUCAARGGUCCUAAACUGGACAUUGACGCACCUGAUGUAGAGAUUGAAGGUCCCGAUGGAAAGUGGAAGGGUCCCAAGUUCAAGAUGCCCGACAUGCACUUCAAGACCCCCAAGAUCUCCAUGCCGGACUUUGACUUGAACCUGAAGGGUCCCAAAGUGAAAGGAGAUGUGGAUGUUUCCGUGCCGAAGUUGGAAGGUGAUUUGAAAGGUCCCGAUUUUGACAUCAAAGGACCGAAGCUAGAUGUAGAUGUUCCUGAUGUUGAGCUUGAAGGUCCAGAUGCAAAGUUGAGAGGCCCUAAAUUCAAAAUGCCUGAACUGAACAUUAAGGCUCCAAAGAUCUCCAUGCCUGAUGUGGACUUCAACCUCAGAGGUCCCAAACUGAAGGGUGAUCUAGAUGUGUCUGCUCCGAAGUUAGAAGGAGAUAUAAAAGGACCAGAUUUUGACAUCAAAGGUCCCAAACUUGACAUCGAUGCUCCAGAUGUUGACCUCCAUGGACCAGAAGGGAAACUGAAGAUGCCCAAGUUCAAGAUGCCCAAAUUUGGGAUGCCAGGCUUCAAGGCAGAAGGCCCAGAUGUAGACUUGAGUCUCCCCAAAGCGGACCUGGAUGUUUCUCUUCCAAAAGUGGACCUUGAAGCACCAAGCUUGGAUGUUGAGGGUCCAGAAGGAAAGUUGAAAGGACCCAAAUUCAAGAUGCCUGACAUGCACUUCAAGACCCCCAAGAUCUCCAUGCCAGAUUUUGACUUGAACCUGAAAGGACCCAAAGUGAAAGGAGAUGUGGAUGUUUCCGUGCCUAAGUUGGAAGGUGAUUUGAAAGGUCCCGAUUUUGACAUCAAAGGACCGAAGCUAGAUGUAGAUGUUCCCGAUGUUGAGCUUGAAGGUCCAGAUGCAAAGAUGAGAGGUCCUAAAUUUAAGAUGCCAGACAUGCACUUCAAGGCACCCAAGAUUUCCAUGCCUGAUGUGGACUUCAACCUCAGAGGUCCCAAACUGAAGGGUGAUCUAGAUGUUUCUGCUCCCAAGCUUGAAGGAGAUCUGAAAGGACCCGAUUUUGACAUCAAAGGUCCCAAACUUGAUAUAGAUGCUCCAGAUAUUGACCUCCAUGGGCCAGAAGGGAAACUGAAGAUGCCCAAGUUCAAGAUGCCCAAAUUUGGAAUGCCCAGCUUUAAGGGAGAAGGCCCAGAUGUAGAUCUGAGUCUCCCCAAAGCAGACGUUGACGUUUCCCUUCCAAAAGUAGACCUUGAAGGACCAAGCUUGGAUGUUGAAGGUCCAGAAGGAAAGCUGAAAGGACCUAAGUUCAAGAUGCCUGACAUGCACUUCAAGACCCCCAAAAUCUCCAUGCCUGACAUUGAUUUGAAUCUGAAAGGCCCCAAACUAAAGGGAGAUGUUGACGUUUCGGUUCCAAAGCUGGAAGGUGACCUCAAAGGCMCAGAYUUUGAUAUCAARGGUCCUAAACUGGACAUUGACGCACCUGAUGUAGAGAUUGAAGGUCCCGAUGGAAAGUGGAAGGGUCCCAAGUUCAAGAUGCCCGACAUGCACUUCAAGACCCCCAAGAUCUCCAUGCCGGACUUCGACUUGAACCUGAAGGGUCCCAAAGUGAAAGGAGAUGUGGAUGUUUCCGUGCCAAAGUUGGAAGGUGAUUUGAAAGGUCCCGAUUUUGACAUCAAAGGACCGAAGCUAGAUGUAGAUGUUCCCGAUGUCGAGCUUGAAGGUCCAGAAGGAAAGUUGAGAGGCCCCAAAUUCAAGAUGCCCGAAAUGAAUAUCAAAGCUCCCAAGAUCUCCAUGCCUGAUGUAGACUUCAACCUCAAAGGUCCCAACUGGAAAGGAGAUGUUGAUGUUUCCCUGCCAAAAGUAGAAGGCCCCAACAUUGACAUCAAAGGUCCCAAACUCGAUAUCGAUGCACCAGAUGUUGACCUCCAUGGGCCAGAAGGAAAACUGAAGAUGCCCAAGUUCAAGAUGCCCAAGUUUGGGAUGCCUGGCUUCAAAGGGGAAGGUCCUGAGAUUGAUGUCAAUCUCCCGAAAGGAGAUAUUGACGUGUCUGCUCCAAAGGUGGACCUUGAAGGCCCCGAAUUCGACAUUGAAGGCCCAGAAGGAAAAAUCAAAGGCCCUAAGUUCAAGAUGCCUGAGAUGCACAUCAAGGCACCUAAGAUCUCCAUGCCUGACGUGGACUUCAACCUCAAAGGUCCCAAACUGAAGGGAGAUCUUGAUGUUUCUGCUCCAAAGCUCGAAGGAGAUCUGAAAGGACCAGAAUUUGACAUCAAAGGUCCCAAGUUAGACAUUGAUGCUCCAGAUGUUGACCUCCAUGGACCAGAAGGAAAACUCAAGAUGCCCAAGUUCAAGAUGCCCAAGUUUGGGAUGCCAGGCUUCAAAGGAGAAGGUCCUUCAGUGGACGUGAACUUGCCCAAAGGAGAAGUGGACAUCUCUGCCCCAAAACUGGACAUUGAAACACCAGAUUUGGACAUUGAAGGCCCAGAAGGGAAAUUGAAGGGUCCUAAGUUUAAGAAGCCCGACAUGCAUUUCAAUGUCCCCAAGAUCUCAAUGCCAGACAUUGACCUGAACCUGAGAGGCCCCAAAAUAAAGGGGGAUCUCGAAGGGGACAUCAAAGGACCCAACGUGGAGCUCAAAGGGCCAGACAUCGACUUGGAGGCACCAAAAAUAGACAUUGAAGCAAAGCCAAAGAAAUCGAGGUUCAAGCUUCCCAAAUUCAAUUUUUCUGGCCCAAAGGUCCAUAGCCCCGAGGUUGACGUCAAGUUGAAGAAGCCAGACAUUGACGUUUCCGGCCCCAAAGUUGACGUCCAAGGCCCAGAUGUUGACCUCCAAGGCAAAGUGAAAGGUUCUAAGUUUAAGAUGCCAUCCUUGAAUAUAUCGUCGCCCAAAGUCUCCGUCCCAGAUGUGGAGUUGAAUUUGAAAGCACCUAAACUGAAAGGAGACCUAGAUGUCUCUUCUCCAAGCCUGGAAGGAGAUCUGAAAGGUCCCGAAAUUGAUAUAAAAGGUCCGAAGUUGGACAUCGCGGCACCAGAUGUUGACUUGCACGGACCGGAGGCGAAGCUGAAGAUGCCCAAGUUCAAGAUGCCCAAGUUUGGGAUGAAAGGGCCCGAGGUGGACGUCAACCUUCCCAAAGCAGACCUUGACGUCACAGGUCCCAAAGUAGACAUUGAAGCCCCAGACUUGGACAUCGAAGGCCCCGAGGGCAAAAUCAAAGGCCCCAAAUUCAAAAUGCCAGACAUGCACUUCGGGAUGCCCAAGAUCUCAAUGCCAGACAUAGACUUGAACUUGAAAGGUCCUAAGUUGAAGGGAGAUGUUGAUGUUUCUGUUCCAAAGUUGGAAGGAGAUCUGAAGGGCCCAGAUCUCGACCUCAAGGGUCCACAGCUGGACGCAAACCUUCCUGAUGUUGACAUUGAAGGCCCAGAAGGGAAGUUGAAAGGACCUAAGUUUAAGAUGCCAGAUAUACAUUUUAAGACCCCCAAAAUCUCCAUGCCUGACCUGGACAUGAACCUCAAAGGUCCUAAACUGAAGGGGGAUGUUGACGUCUCGGUUCCAAAGCUGGAAGGUGAUCUCAAAGGCCCAGAUUUUGAUAUCAAGGGUCCUAAACUGGACAUUGAUGCUCCUGAUGUUGAGAUUGAAGGUCCCGAUGGAAAGUGGAAGGGCCCCAAGUUCAAGAUGCCUGACAUGCACUUCAAGACCCCCAAGAUCUCCAUGCCAGACAUUGACUUGAACCUCAAGGGUCCCAAAGUGAAAGGAGAUGUGGAUGUUUCCAUACCUAAGUUGGAAGGUGAUCUGAAAGGUCCCAGUAUUGACAUACACGGACCAAAGCUAGAUGUGGACGUCCCUGAUGUUGAGCUUGAAGGUCCAGAAGGAAAGUUGAGAGGCCCUAAAUUUAAGAUGCCUGAACUGAACAUUAAGGCCCCAAAGAUCUCCAUGCCUGAUGUAGACUUCAACCUCAAAGGUCCCAAACUGAAGGGUGAUUUAGAUGUGUCUGCUCCAAAGUUAGAAGGAGAUCUGAAAGGACCGGAAUUAGACAUCAAAGGUCCCAAACUUGAUAUUGAUGCUCCAGAUGUUGACCUUCACGGACCAGAAGGAAAACUCAAGAUGCCCAAGUUCAAGAUGCCCAAAUUUGGAAUGCCGAGUUUUAAGGCGGAAGGCCCAGAUGUGGACGUGAGUCUCCCCAAAGCAGACCUUGACGUUUCCCUUCCAAAAGUGGACCUUGAAGGACCAAGCUUGGAUGUUGAGGGUCCAGAAGGAAAGCUGAAAGGACCGAAGUUCAAGAUGCCUGACAUGCACUUCAAGACCCCCAAAAUCUCCAUGCCUGACAUUGAUUUGAAUCUGAAAGGCCCCAAACUAAAGGGAGAUGUUGACGUUUCGGUUCCAAAGCUGGAAGGUGACCUCAAAGGCCCAGACUUUGAUAUCAAGGGUCCUAAACUGGACAUUGACGCACCUGAUGUAGAGAUUGAAGGUCCCGAUGGAAAGUGGAAGGGUCCCAAGUUCAAGAUGCCCGACAUGCACUUCAAGACCCCCAAGAUCUCCAUGCCGGACUUUGACUUGAACCUGAAGGGUCCCAAAGUGAAAGGAGAUGUGGAUGUUUCCGUGCCGAAGUUGGAAGGUGAUUUGAAAGGUCCCGAUUUUGACAUCAAAGGACCGAAGCUAGAUGUAGAUGUUCCUGAUGUUGAGCUUGAAGGUCCAGAUGCAAAGUUGAGAGGCCCUAAAUUCAAAAUGCCUGAACUGAACAUUAAGGCUCCAAAGAUCUCCAUGCCUGAUGUGGACUUCAACCUCAGAGGUCCCAAACUGAAGGGUGAUCUAGAUGUGUCUGCUCCGAAGUUAGAAGGAGAUAUAAAAGGACCAGAUUUUGACAUCAAAGGUCCCAAACUUGACAUCGAUGCUCCAGAUGUUGACCUCCAUGGACCAGAAGGGAAACUGAAGAUGCCCAAGUUCAAGAUGCCCAAAUUUGGGAUGCCAGGCUUCAAGGCAGAAGGCCCAGAUGUAGACUUGAGUCUCCCCAAAGCGGACCUGGAUGUUUCUCUUCCAAAAGUGGACCUUGAAGCACCAAGCUUGGAUGUUGAGGGUCCAGAAGGAAAGUUGAAAGGACCCAAAUUCAAGAUGCCUGACAUGCACUUCAAGACCCCCAAGAUCUCCAUGCCAGAUUUUGACUUGAACCUGAAAGGACCCAAAGUGAAAGGAGAUGUGGAUGUUUCCGUGCCUAAGUUGGAAGGUGAUUUGAAAGGUCCCGAUUUUGACAUCAAAGGACCGAAGCUAGAUGUAGAUGUUCCCGAUGUUGAGCUUGAAGGUCCAGAUGCAAAGAUGAGAGGUCCUAAAUUUAAGAUGCCAGACAUGCACUUCAAGGCACCCAAGAUUUCCAUGCCUGAUGUGGACUUCAACCUCAGAGGUCCCAAACUGAAGGGUGAUCUAGAUGUUUCUGCUCCCAAGCUUGAAGGAGAUCUGAAAGGACCCGAUUUUGACAUCAAAGGUCCCAAACUUGAUAUAGAUGCUCCAGAUAUUGACCUCCAUGGGCCAGAAGGGAAACUGAAGAUGCCCAAGUUCAAGAUGCCCAAAUUUGGGAUGCCAGGCUUCAAGGCAGAAGGCCCAGAUGUGGACUUGAGUCUCCCCAAAGCGGACCUGGAUGUUUCUCUUCCAAAAGUGGACCUUGAAGCACCAAGCUUGGAUGUUGAGGGUCCAGAAGGAAAGCUGAAAGGUCCCAAGUUCAAGAUGCCCGACAUGCACUUCAAGACUCCCAAGAUCUCCAUGCCUGAUGUGGACUUCAACCUCAAAGGUCCCAAACUGAAGGGAGAUCUAGAUGUUUCUGCUCCCAAGCUUGAAGGAGAUCUGAAAGGACCCGAUUUUGACAUCAAAGGUCCCAAACUCGAUAUCGAUGCACCAGAUGUUGACCUCCAUGGGCCAGAAGGGAAACUCAAGAUGCCCAAGUUCAAGAUGCCUAAAUUUGGGGUGCCAGGCUUCAAGGCAGAAGGCCCAGAUGUGGACCUGAGUCUCCCCAAAGCAGACCUGGAUGUUUCUCUUCCAAAAGUAGACCUUGAAGCACCAAGCUUGGAUGUUGAAGGUCCAGAAGGAAAGCUGAAAGGUCCCAAGUUCAAGAUGCCCGACAUGCACUUCAAGACACCUAAAAUCUCCAUGCCUGAUGUGGACUUCAACCUGAAGGGUCCCAAUUUGAAAGGAGAUGUGGAUGUGUCCGUACCAAAGUUGGAAGGUGAUUUCAAGGGUCCCGACUUUGACAUCAAAGGGCCGAAGCUAGAUGUUGACGUUCCCGAUGUUGAUCUCGAAGUUCCUGAUCCAAAGUUGAAAGGCCCUAAAUUCAAGAUGCCGGACAUGCAUUUCAAGACACCUAAAAUCUCCAUGCCAGAUAUGAACCUGAACCUGAAAGGACCUAAAGUGAAAGGUGAUGUGGAUGUUUCCGUCCCAAAGUUGGAAGGGGAUCUAAGAGGCCCUGAUAUCGACCUGAAAGGUCCUCAAGUAGAUCUUCCUGACAUUGAUAUCGAAGGACCAGAUGGAAAACUGAAAGGUCCUCGGUUUAAGAUGCCCGAAAUGAACAUCAAAGCUCCCAAGAUCUCCAUGCCAGACGUGGACUUCAACUUGAAGGGCCCCAAACUGAAGGGAGACGUUGACCUGGAUGUAUCCGGCCCCAAGAUUGGUGGUGACCUGAAGGGUCCAGACUUUGAUAUAAAGGGCCCCAAAGUGGAUGUUUCAGUCCCGGACAUGGACUUGGAAUGUCCUGAAGGAAAACUCAAAGGGCCGAAGUUCAAGAUGCCCGACAUGCAUUUUAAGACGCCCAAAAUUUCAAUGCCAGACUUCGACUUGAACCUGAAAGGUCCCAAGGUGAAAGGAGAUGUCGAUGUGUCAGCACCCAAGUUGGAAGGUCCCGAUUUUGACCUCAAGGGACCGAAACUAGAUGUAGACGUUCCGGACGUUGAGUUGGAAGGUCCUGAUGGAAAAUGGAAAGGCCCGAAAUUUAAGAUGCCCGAAAUGCACAUGAAGACGCCCAAGAUCUCCAUGCCUGACGUCGAUCUCAACCUGAAAGGACCACAGAUGAAAGGUGACGUCAACAUUUCUGGCCCGAAACUUGAAGGAGAUUUCAAAGGCCCUGAAAUUGACAUCAAAGGUCCGAAGUUGGACAUUGACGCUCCAGACGUGGAUCUCCAUGGUCCAAAGAUGAAGUUACCCAAGAUGAAGUUACCCAAAUUUGGCCUGCCUGGAUUCAAAGGAGAAGGACCUGACGUUGAUGUCAACCUACCCAAAGGAGAUUUGGAAUUUUCUGGCCCCAAAGUCGACGUCGAAGCUCCCAGUUUGGAUGUUGAAGGACAACUGAAAGGCCCUAAAGUCACAAUGCCCGAAAUGCAUUUCAAGACCCCUCAGAUAUCCAUGCCGGACAUUGAUUUGAAUCUGAAAGGACCCAAAGCGAAGGGGGAUCUCAACCUCAAAGGCCCAGAAAUGGACAUUGAAGGCCCAGGGAUCGGAGUCAAAGGUCCGAAUAUUGACUUGGAGUGUCCAGAUGUGAACGUUGAAGGUCCCGAAGGAAGCGUCAAACUCCCGAAAUUUAAGAUGCCGAAAUUUGGGUUCGGAGCCAAGAGUCCCAAGGCCGAAGUGAAGACUCCCAAUUUGGACGUCUCUCUUCCGGAAGGGGAACUCAACCUCGAGUCGCCCGACGUCGCCCUUUCCGCCAAAGGGAAGAAGAGCAAGUUCAAGAUGCCCAAGAUCCACAUGAGCGGGCCGAAAAUCAAAGGGAAGAAGGCCGGCUUCGACGUGAGCGGAGAGGUGGACGCCAAUAUGAAAUCGCCCGAUUUGGAAGGAAGCGUCUCCAUCCCUGAAGCGUCCCUGAAAGGAGACCUGAACGUCAAGUCGCCGAAGGGGAAGUCCGUCUUUGGGAAGCUCUCGUUCCCCGACGUCGAGUUCGAUAUCAAGUCCCCCGUCUUCAAGGCCGACGCUUCGUUGCCCAAAGUGGAAGGAGAUCUCGACGUCACCGUUCCCGGCGGAAGCGCCAGCCUCCCCGACGUCAACAUCGGAGGUCCCGAUGUCCACCUGAAGAAGCCCAAAAUGAACAUCUCCGGUGGGAACGUCGACUUCGCCGGCCCCAAAUUGGAAGGCGAUGUCCAGAUGCCCAGCUUCGACGCCAAACUCAACGCUCCGGACCUCAACCUGAGAGGCCCCUCCGUCGAUAUCUCCGCUCCGUCCCUCUCCGCCCCAGACAUGGAUCUCAACUUGAAAGGACCAAAGAUAACCGGCGACGUUAAGCUUCCCCACGCGGAAUUGCACGGUCCAGAAGGGAAGCUGAAGUUCCCUAAAUUUGGCUUGCCGAAAAUCGGGAAACCAGGAGUGAAGUUGGAAGGGCCUGACGUCAACCUUCAGGGACAUUCACCCUCCGUGAGCGUCGACGUCUCCGGCCCGAGUGUUGGAGGCGCAGCCGACUUAAGCUUGAAAGGACCAAAACUAGGAGGAGACUUUGGUCUUUCCGGCGACGUGAAAGGCCCGAAGGUCGGUUUCAGCGCUCCGGAUGUCGACAUUGGCGGUUUCGACGGGAAGCUCAACUUGCCGAAGUCCCCAGGUCUAGACGUCAACGUAAGCACUCCAGACCUUGAUGUGAAAGGACCGGCAGUGAAAAUAGGUUCCGCUCCUGAUUUUGAUGUGAAUCUCAAAGGACCAAAAGUGAAGGGAGAUCUCGGCUUUUCCGGCGGCGUCUUGUCCCCGAAGUUCGAGGCGCCUCAAGUGAACGUAGAAGGCGGUGGGACCGGAAUCAGACUUCCUUGCAUGAAGAUCCCCCAGUUCGACAUCUCCGGUGAAGGACCCGGCAUCGACAUCCAAGGGCCGAACCUUUCCGCCCCAGACUUCGAUUUGAACCUGAAAGGACCAAGUUUGAAAGGCGAUGUGAAAGUGGGCACGGCGGGGGUGAAGAUGCCCGGCGUGGGGUUCGACGCCGAAGCACCGGACGUCAGCUUGCGAGGGCCGUCCCUCAACGUUUCCGGUCCCAAAAUUUCCGGGACGGACUUCGACAUCAAUUUGAAAGGGCCUAAAAUCAAAUCUCCGGAGUUCGACGUCGGCAUCCAAGGGACGGGAGACCUCCACGUUUCCGGACCAAAGGGAGGAGUGGACAUCAAAGGCAUGCACGGCCAUUUGGAAAGCCCGUCUGGGAAAGUCUCAUUCCCGAAGAUGAAGAUGCCCAAAUUUGUCGUUUCGGGGCAGGAGGCGACCGGGAGGGAAGUCGGGGUCGACGUCGAGUUCCCGCAGGCGACCGCCCUUGCGAACGUCGAGCUGGAAGAACCCGACCUGAAGCUGAAGAAGUCCAAAAUCAAGAUGCCGAAGUUUGCGUUCUCGAAGCCGAAAGCGAAAGGCGGCGAAGUGUCCGGAGGAGAGCUGAAGGCGAGCUUGGGCUCCUUAGAGGGCGACGUCGAGGUCAGCGGAGAAGUGGCCGCCUCCUCGCCCAAAGGGAAAUUCUCCUUCUUCAAGACCAAGAAGUCCCGGCACCGCUCCUCGUCUUUCAGCGACGACCACUCGUCGCAUUCGACGCCGACCGGCACUUUGGAGCACGACGUCGAGAAAGGCAAGCACGGCGCCAAGCUGAAGUUCGGCACCUUCGGCGGUAUCGGCUCCAAAACCAAAGGCUCCUACGAAGUCACCGGGAGCGACGACGAGAAGACGGCGUCGUUGGCGUCCAAGAAGUCCCGCCUGUCCUCGUCCUCGAGCAACGACAGCGGGACGAAAGCCGGUUUCCGGGUGCCGUCGGUGGAGCUGACGGUGGCCAAGAAGAAAGAGUGAAGCGCCGGCAUGCGUCUCGUGUACAUAUACGGCCUCUGUGUAUAUAGAAAACCACACGUCUCUUUCCAUCUCCUUCCAUCUGUGUGCAUGUAUAUAUAUAUACAUUUCCUCGCUUGCGAUACUCGGCAAAACGGUAUAGGCCUCGCAGCCAGAAAUCCGACGUUUUUUAAGAGAGUCGACUACUGUUUUCAACAUAGAUCCAGCUAUGCAAGACCAAAGCCGUCACAAGAAGAACGAACUGUGAGAUGUGCCAAUUAUUAUUACUAUUUCUUAAGUUUUGAAGCGGGGGGGGGGGCUUCCGGUUCAGUGAUCAAUGAUAUCAAUUGGAAAUAGGUUUCCUUUGGAAAACAUAAAUCCUAUAGAUUUCGAAGAGGAAAAGUCUCGAAUUAUGUGAUAUUUUAAAGCUGUGCCAAUAAAGAAUGAAAGAAAAAUAAUAAACAAAGGGGUGUACAGAUCUGAGGGAUGCAUUUUCCGGGUUCGGGUUUGCGCUUCGUCUGCCGAGAGCUUUAUGUUUACUUACCGACGCUUUUAAAGAAAUGUUAUCUUUUAAUCUCUUCCCAAUCUUGCAAAAUCUCUGGAUUGACGGAAAUGUGUCCUUUUUUUUUUUUUUUUUUUUUUUUUUGGCUUUUCGGAGGGGAGAGUGACGUCGUCACGGGGAAAAGCGGAUAUAUUUUUAAAAGAGACGAAAAACACUGUAAAAUAUAUCGAGGCAACUGAGAUACGUUGAAUUUGGAAACUCGGACUCAAAAUUUUCCGAUUUUGCAUGCGAUUUUCGGAACCGAAAAUCUGUGAAUUUCAAAUAUUUUCAGUUUGGAAACUCGAAACAGACUCAAAAUAUUCCGAUUUUGCAUGCGAUUUUCAGAACUGAAAAUCUGUAAAUUGCAAAUAAUUUCAAUUUUGGAAACUGGAAACGGACUCAAAAUUUUCCGAUUUUGCAUGCGAUUUUGGAAACUGGAAACGGGCUCAAAAUUUUCCGAUUUUGCAUGCGAUUUUCGGAACUGAAAAUCUGUAAAUUGCAAAUAAUUUCAGUUUGGAAACUCGAAACGGACUCAAAAUUUUCCGAUUUUGCAUGCGAUUUUCGGAACUGAAAAUCUGUAAAUUUCAAAUAUUUUCAGUUUGGAAACUCGAAACGGACUCAAAACUUUCCGAUUUUGCAUGCGAUUUUCGGAACUGAAAAUCUGUAAAUUUCAAAUUUUAAUUUUGGAAACUUGAAACGGACUCAAAAUUUUCCGAUUUUGCAUGCGACUUUCAGAACUGAAAAUCUGUAAAUUUCAAAUAAUUUCAGUUUGGAAACUCGAAACGGACUCAAAAUGUUCCGAUUUUGCAUGUGAUUUUCGGAACCUAAAACCUGUAUAUUUCAAAUAAUUUCAGUACGGUUUUGACAAAAGAGACAACACACUAAAGGGAAUCAUGGAAAACAUCACUUAUCUUAGUUUCGAUUUUGCAUGCGAUUUUCGGAACUGAAAAUCUGUAAAUUUCAAAUAAUUUCAGUUUGGAAACUUGAAACGGACUCAAAAUUUUCCGAUUCUGCAUGCCAUUUUCAGAAAUGAAAAUCUGUAAAUUUCAAAUAAUUUCAGUUUGGAAACUUGAAACGGACUCAAAGUUUUCCAAUUCUGCAUGCAAUUUUCAGAACUGAAAAUCAGUAAAUUUCAAAUAAUUUCAGUUUGGAAACUCGGAACAGAUUCAAAAUUUUCCAGUUUUGCAUGCGAUUUUCAGAACUGAAAAUCUGUAAAUUUCAAUUUAGAAACUCGAAACGAAUUCAAUAUUUUCCGAUUUUGCAUGCAAUUUUCGGAACUGAAAAUCUGUAAAAAUAAUUUCAGUACGGUUUGACGGAAGAGACAACACACUAAAGGGAAAUCGUGGCAAACGUCACUUAUCUUAGUUUCCUCCGUAUAUUUUGUUAUUAUUUUUUUUUUGUAUAAUAAGGCAGGAGUUUUCAAAGUGGUGGAAAAUAUUUUUUUUUUCUUCGACGGUUACUUUAUUCCUUCCCAUCCAUCAGAUCUCUUUUAAGAUUUACACAUAUAUUUCGGUUUCAAACUAAAACAGUAAAUGGAGGGGAGAAAAAAAACCCCUCUAUUUCAGCACUUUACCAGCAAAACUUUUAAUUCAAAAUGUAUGGGGGAAAUGACCUUGUACAAUGCAAAAUAAACUGUUUAUUAACCUUUUGA
Anolis sagrei ordinatus is the source of this 20100-nucleotide messenger RNA. Lineage: Eukaryota; Metazoa; Chordata; Lepidosauria; Squamata; Anolidae. The record is from RefSeq and is a predicted model, not a curated record.